GACCAUUUAGGCUCCACUUUUACGCACUAAACUUCAGUGUGGAUUUCGUCAGAGAGUGUUAAGGGUUUAGUGUUUCCACUAAACUUUUCACUUUUCCCUCGACUUCCCUUAACGGUAAACGCUGUCGGUAUGUUUUCACUCUUAUGCGGAUUGUUGUGUUUUUGUGCGCUGGGCUCAGGUCAACCAGCGAGCGGCCAGGCGGACGAUGGAAAGCGGUACAUCUGCCGGGCAAUACCCCUCAGCGGCGAUGCCAGCUGCCCUGUUACAUUGUUACCCGAGCUUAACGUCGGGAGCCAGGAAGAGGAGCUCAGGAACACUGUCAUGCAGCUGCGAGAGACGAUUUUACAGCAGAAAGAAACUAUUUCCAAGCAGCUGGGCACCAUCAACGAGCUGACCACCAAGCUGUCCCUGUGCGCCUCAGCCACCGACGAUAGGAAGUACGACAAGGGGGGUUCCUGGGGGAAAGUAAAGCAAAACACAAUGGGGGAUGUUCCCAGAGAUCCCAAUGACACCAUUGACAGUCUUGGAAAAACCAUGCAAGGGCUCAAAGACCGUCUGGAAAACCUGGAGCAACAGCAGAUGCGGGCCAACGUGUCCGGCGCCUCAUUCCCCAGCGAGCUCCGCGACCUCCUGCAGCGUCGGCUCGGGGAGCUGGAGAAGCAGCUCCUGAAGAAAGUCAGCAACCUGGAGGAGGAGAAGAGCAUGCUGUCCAACGCCACCGCCGCCUACAGGAUGAAGACAGAGAGCACGCUCAAUGCCCUGGUGGAGAGGAUCAGCGAGCUGGAGAAAGGGGGAGGAGACUUCAAGUCCCCAGAGCAGUUUAAGCUGUCCCUUCCCCAGCGGACCAACUACCUGUACGGCCGCAUCACCAAGAGCUUGCCAGAGAUGUACGCCUUCACACUCUGCAUGUGGAUCAAGUCUAGCGCCAGUCCUGGAAUAGGGACACCCUUCUCGUACGGGGUGCCGGGCCAAGCGAAUGAAAUUGUGCUGAUCGAAUGGGGCAAUAACCCAAUAGAGCUUCUCAUCAACGACAAGGUUGCCCAGUUGCCUUUGGAGGUACGUGAUGGAAAGUGGCACCACAUCUGCAUCUCCUGGACCACACGGGACGGCCAAUGGGAGGCUUACCAAAAUGGAGUGAAGCUGGGAUCUGGUGACAACCUGGCGGCCUGGCACCCCAUCAAACCUGGGGGGGUCAUCAUCCUCGGGCAGGAGCAGGACGUGGUGGGCGGGCGUUUUGAUGCCGGACAGGCCUUCGUGGGCGAGCUGAGUCAGGUGAACAUUUGGGACCGCGUUCUGAAGCCUGUGGAGAUCCAGUCAAUGGCCAACUGCAGCUCUUACAUCCCCGGGAAUGUGGUCUCCUGGCUAGCAAGCAAUGUUGAAGUUUUUGGGAGGGGGGCAUUCAAACGGCCUUUGGAGAUGUGUCAGGAGCGUCUGCCUAACGCUUAAAAUCUGCCUGUCUGCUUCUCUUUUGAUUACCUGCUGUUUCCAUCCAUCAGCAUUUUCCUGUUUAUUGUCUACUAGACUUUAGGUGAUACAUUGUUUUAUCUGCUUUGCACAGAGAUAUAUUUGGGAUAUGUAAACCAGAUAGAAUCUCUCAAAAUCAAACGUUCGCUUACACAUGACAAAACACACCAAAGUGCAUAUUGUUAUGUGGAGGCUGGACAGAGGCAACCAGAGAGUUACAUAUACCAUUUCUUUCUCCCCUACAAUUAAGAUACUUAAAAACUUAAGUGCACCCACUAUAGUAAAAAGGUCCCCUCAGGUAUUAGUGCUAACACCAACCCCUUCACCCCACCCUAAAAAAAAAAAAGCUUUCAAGUAAUGAAAAUCCACUUUAGUCCAGCACAGACGCACGCAUGUGCUGCGACUACUACAAAUACACUGAGGCCCAGACUGGCUGGUGGUUUGGCGUUUGUAUGUGAGCUGACAUUGCGUGCUGUGUGGGAGGAAAGAUUAAAGGUCUGGCUAAUGUUAUGUCUCUUCCUUAACUAGGGGAUGGGCUUGGAGCCAUCGUCAAUUAAACGUCUGAUCCUGACAUGUUCGGUCAUUUUUAAGGGGGGUAGAGCUGGAACAAUACUAUUGGGCGCUUCAUCUGUUGUGUGGUACUGGCUGGUACUGUAGUUGGAGCAUGUGUGCAGCAGACUUAACCCUCUGGUGUAAAUCCUACUGUUAGUUUUCCAGCUUAGGUAAGAGUUAGUGAAAACUUUAUCUUAUUGGGAAGCUUUAUUCUUUGCAUGUGUAACUGAUACCAGUGAUACUAGUGAGUCUAUCACAGUGCUUUCUCUCCUGCCUUUUCCAUCCGAACAAAACCUUGUUUAGAAUGGAGAAUCAUGUUAAAAAUAUUUUCAUAGCUUCAAUGUUGUGAUAUAUUUUUAUCUGUGAUUUGUAAUGUUGUUAUUGUGGCUAUUGUAACUACACACUGAACAAAAAAAAACAGAUUAGACCUUUCAAAACUCUCACAAAUGUACUUUGAAUGUACUGGCUGUACAUUAAUUGUUUGUAUGUGUAGUGUAAUUUUCCAUUAUUCAGUGUCUCUGUCCAGAAAGACCGGAGUUGUUUUUUUUUAAGUGAUCUCUGUUUUCAGUACAUGCACAAGGCAAUGUUCACCUUGUCAUCGUCACCUUUGCCUUUUAAUGGAGACUUAAGUGCCAUUUAAUGUUUUCUAAGUGUUGAAAUGGUUUGCUUUGCCAAUAAAUGAAAAUGUGGAAAAUAAAGAAAACU
Molecule: messenger RNA, 2721 nt
Organism: Lates calcarifer (barramundi perch)
Lineage: Eukaryota; Metazoa; Chordata; Actinopteri; Centropomidae
Gene: nptx2b
Product: neuronal pentraxin IIb
Exons: 5
Coding region: 130-1446 (438 amino acids)
Source: RefSeq, a predicted model, not a curated record